Molecule: messenger RNA, 732 nt
Organism: Huiozyma naganishii CBS 8797
Lineage: Eukaryota; Fungi; Ascomycota; Saccharomycetes; Saccharomycetales; Saccharomycetaceae
Gene: CBT1
Product: Cbt1p
Exons: 1
Coding region: 1-732 (243 amino acids)
Source: RefSeq, a predicted model, not a curated record
AUGCCGGUGAAGAGCAAGCAUAUCCCACAGUUCGUUUACAAAUAUGGCCGGUCGUUAUCUGCCGGCGAACUCAAACGGUUCGAACAGCGACUUGCAUACCCUCUACUUCGGGACAACUACCAAGAGUUCCUCAAGAAGUACAACACGUUAUAUCUUUUCCGAUGGUCACACGAUGAUUGGACCUUGGAUAGACGCUACUUCUGGCACAGGUUUCUCAAAAAGAUCGGGGAAACAGAUGUCGAUCACCACUCGUCAAACCGUGUUCAUAUCAAGGCUAUCCAGGAGGCAACCGGUAUACCGUUGGGAGUUGAUCAGAAUGAUAAUCUGCGGUAUCUGUUCAAGCACAAUAAGGAUAUAAGAGACGUGAACAGCUCUGUGGAAAAAGUGCUAGCAACGGCGCCGAAGAACCAUUUGGAAUUGCUGAGUGUGGGAACCAAACUCUCCGAUUUAAAUGGAACUGCAUCAUCGACCGCUUUACUGGGUGCAAACUAUAUAAAGCCUCUUGUCGAGGAGUCACUUUCAAUGUACCAGGACUUGGAUUACGACAAGCUGUUGCAGCUAGCCCGGAAUACAAAGAACGAAUCACCGACGGGACCCAAACAAGUUGCCAAGCAGCUCCUCCGCAACGUAACGAGUGGCCAAUUGACCCGCCCAGCGAUGAGCAAAAGCCGGGACUGGUUGUUCUUCACAAACCCUUCGCCGUAUACAGUGGCUAAAUAUGUGGAUACAUAG